GUUAAUCGGUUAUCGAUUACAAGCUGAUACAUUUGCCCUUAACUAAUAGAAUUUGAGUAAUUUAAUAAUAUCAUAAAGACAGCAAAUUAGUUUCGUAUUUAACAAGUAUUCGUUAUGGAGAAUGAAUUUGAUUUUAGUGGAUGUGGUCCACUAAGUGCAGUGGUGCAAAGAGAUUCCUUGAGUAGUACUGGCUCUUCGGUAUCUGCUAGUAGCACAUCCAAUUCUACAAAGACGGCACUGAACGAUUGCUCUGUAGCAUGGAUAAGUUACCUCAACUCGCUAAAUAACUUGUGUUGUGCUGGAAGUAAAUUGAGUAGUACACUGACGGUACUGGAGCAAUGUGGACUUUUUGGAGACAAGACUACUAAGUCAUAUACUGAAAAAAGUUUUUUUCACAAUCACCCAUCUUCUUAUUUAACACACUACUGGAAUGAUUUAGCCAGAGCAACCGCAGUUGCCACAAGCACUGUAAAAGCGCAUAUUGUGGCAAUUUUGCAAGACUUCGUUGCAAUACCAUCAGCAUGUGAGCCGUCGAUAUGUGAAAUGGAACAGAAACGUAUAAGAGAUCAUAAUGAACUUAUAAUUAUGGAGAAUGCCCAAGCAAUGAUUAAUAUUCAGCAUCAAUUUUGUGCCGCUAGUUAUGACGCCUUUUCAUCUUUAACAUGUUGCUUUGUUUGCAAAUCACCUGUUGGCUUUCCACAUGAAGCUGAAUGCAUAAUGAUAAAACAAAGAUCAAACACUGAUCCGCGUUCUCAAACCCCUUCACCGAAUAUGGGUGGAGCUUACAAAGCGGAAACUUCUAGAGGUAACUCCAUAACGGAUCAGCGUCCACAUUCACAUGGUUCUUUAACUAGUCAGCAAUUAGAUCAACCAGCACACUCCAUGGACCAAAUUCGGGGAACGUCGCCGCUGCAGGCUAUUUUUGAAAAUACAAAAGGGCCGUUACCAAAUCCAGGGCACUUACUUGCUAUGAAGAGUCCUUUUUGCAGAGGUGUGAGAUCUCCAUUGAAUAUUCCCUUAUUUCCUUUAAACGGUCAGCGUAGAUGGUCUGAAGCCGCCGCAGGAGAGGUAAUAGAUGAUAAUACAACAGAUGUCGAAAAUCAAAUGAGACGAUGGUCUAUGCCAUGGGAGGCAGUCAAAUUUGAUAAAAACACAGUUACUUGGUAUCAAACCCGAAUAAUGCCAAUAAAUAACAUCAAUUUACUAAGCCACAAAAAGACAUGCGCUGACAGAAGCAUAUCCAACACACCUGAAUUAACUUGGCAAUCGUGUGCAGCCAGUCAUGAUGGAUUAACGGAAGCAAUUCAAUUACUGUCCUGUCGACCCUCAAAAGUCCAAGCUCCACUUUCACAAGGAUAUACAAAGCAACAUGGUGAUACACCAAAUACUGAUUAAAAAAAUUUUGUAAAAAAAAAUUGUAUAACUCUAUUAAUAACUUCAUAACUUAUUGUCGAACGUAAAGCAUUCUACGUCCAUAGAAAUUACUUAUACUAUAGGAGGUAUGCAUAACCGAGUGCGUUUGUAUCAGAUAUCUGCAAAGAGCUACUUGAAUUCCGAGUUACUUUACAGGAUACACUCCGCGAAAUUCAAUUAAAGACACCUGGAUUUUCCCUAAAAACUUUUGCAUAAAAACUCUAAAACGCAUAA
This is a messenger RNA of Anastrepha obliqua, 1647 nucleotides long. RefSeq lists its product as uncharacterized. The record is from RefSeq and is a predicted model, not a curated record. Lineage: Eukaryota; Metazoa; Arthropoda; Insecta; Diptera; Tephritidae. The transcript is spliced from 6 exons. The coding region runs from base 115 to 1395 and encodes 426 amino acids.